AUGUUGUUCACAGUGGUUAGAUGCGCUAAAGAGCAGAACUCCAAAAAUGACCGUUCGUCAUCGGGAAACAGUCACAAUCUGUUAUAUGACGUGGUUAUUAACGAGCGGCCGGAUACCGGACAGGGUUUCAAGGACAGCGAUGCGCCGGACGUCGCUAAGCUCGAUGACGAUGACAGUGGCAACGGUGGUAAGGUGCUAGCACGCGUUGCGCUCGGCAGGUUGGUGGGCAAAAAAGUGGUCGUUCCGAACCUCGAUUGGAGCCCCGACACCGACUUUGAGCCGGGGACGUCACCUCAACAGGCGCAUGGCACCGAGAAGCGGCAGCGUCGCAACGUGACGAUCUUUGCUUUCCUCGGCGUCCCUUAUGCGCAGCCGCCGGUGGGCAGUUUGCGUUUCCAGGCUCCAAGGAUGCAUUCCUCUUUUCCGGCUGACGAUCUUCUCACAACCAGUUACAAAGCUGCUUGCCCACAGGACAUCUUUUCCCGCUCUACGUUGUACGUUGACGUUCCUUACGAGUUUAGUACGGACGAGGAUUGUCUUUACCUCAACAUGUCAUCCUCAUCCAGGCAAUAUCCCGUCAUUGUGUUCUUUCACGGCGGCGGUUUUCAGACAGGUUCUGCAAAUGACUGGCCCGGUCAUGUUUUGGCUAGCAAAGGAUUUCUGAGUCUUGGGGAUCAGUUCACUGGAAACUACGGAUUGAUGGAUCAAACAAUGAUAUUGCGUUGGGUCCGUGACAAUAUAUACGCGUUCAAUGGCGAUGCUGGUCAAGUAACCAUUAUUGGCCACGGAGCCGGUGCCGCCAGCGUUGGUCUUCACAUGCUCAUGAAACCUUCGGCAGGUUUGUUUCAUGCCGCCGUUGCGAUGAGUGGCGCUGACGUUUCUUAUCACCAAGUCAUUACCAACCCGAUGCUAGCAUUUAACAACACGAUGAAGCUCGGACGUCAGAUGGGAUGCACACAGUCUUCGCUACCCGCCGUAUGGAAUUGCUUCCUAACACGAUCUCCGGGCGAUCUGAUCGAUGGUGCCAGAAACAUGUUGGUCGAAUAUAAUCGAUACGCAUUUCUGCCAGUGGUCGACAAAAACGUGUUGCUUGAUUCGCCGGAGCGCAUGUUGCAACAGAAGCUUAUGGUUUCGCCAGUGCCUUACGUAACAGGAGUGAACGUCGACGACGGUGGCGAAGUUUUACUCGCUGAACGCGAUUUGGCAAGAGUACAGUUUCUGAUCGAUCAAAAAUAUGUCCACUACAAGAUACUGGACUACGUCAUAAAAAGAAAUUAUACGACAAAUCGAGAACCGGCGGUGGAAGCGAUCAAAUACGAAUAUACAUAUUGGCCUGAUCCUGCAGAUAAUGAUAAAGUUCGGCAAGAGUUUAUUCGUUUUGCAACCGAUGCGUAUUACGUGGCUCCGGUCAGCAAAGCGGCCCAACUGCGUUCAGAAGCCGGGAGUAUGGUUUUCAUGUAUGUUAAUAAUUACAGCAUUACUGCGCGCUCUGGUGCUGAUGGCCAUCGCCUAGUCCCGGAUUGGAUGGGUGUGUGUCAUGAAUGUGACUUAUAUUUGCUAUUUGGCUUUCCGUGGAUGCCAAAGAACCUUCUACCUUUGCCUCUGCAAGGUGCGUCUUGGAGCGACGACGACCGUUCUGCUAGCGACACCCUAAUGACAAUGUGGAAGGGAUUUGCUAGCGUACGGUAAGA
Messenger RNA from Soboliphyme baturini, 1691 nucleotides. NCBI's taxonomy places the organism in Eukaryota, Metazoa, Nematoda, Enoplea, Dioctophymatida, Soboliphymatidae. The record is from the annotation of a GenBank genome assembly.